ACUCACUCACUCACUCACUCAUUCACUCACUCAUUCACUCACUCAUUACCUCCCUCUCUCCCUCACUCAACUGAGUACAUUUUCUCUCUCCUAAAAAAUAAAAAUGGGUUAUUUUAUGAUUAAGAAUAAGAAAAUUGCAGUAUUUUAUUACAGUUUGGCAAUUUUGAUGAUGGUGGAAGUGGUUAGGUCAUCAAAAUUCGAUGAACUGUUUGAACCCUCUUGGGCUUUUGACCAUUUCAUCCAUGAAGGAGAACUUCUCAAGCUAAGACUUGACAAUUCUUCUGGAGCUGGGUUUCAAUCAAAGAGCAAAUACAUGUACGGGAAGGUGACCGUUCAAAUCAAGCUGGUUGAGGGUGAUUCUGCUGGCACUGUUACUGCCUUCUAUAUGUCCUCUGAAGGUCCAACUCAUAACGAGUUUGAUUUCGAGUUUCUUGGAAACACGACAGGCGAACCAUACGUAGUUCAGACCAAUGUUUUUGUAAAUGGUCAGGGCAACAGAGAACAAAGGCUCAACCUUUGGUUUGAUCCUACUAAAGACUUUCACAAAUAUUCUUUACACUGGACUCCUCGCCAAGUUGUGUUCAUGGUGGACGAGACGCCCAUACGUGAGCACACAAAUUUGGAGCAUAGAGGCAUUCCCUAUCCUAAGGACCAAGCAAUGGGAGUAUACAGCUCAAUAUGGAAUGCAGAUGAUUGGGCUACACAAGGUGGGAGGGUUAAGACUGACUGGACUCAUGCUCCUUUUAUUGCUUCUUAUCAAGGCUUUGAGAUUGAUUCCUGUGAGUGCCCCGUCCCAACUUCCCUGUCCGAAAACAUCAGGAGGUGUAGCAGUGGUGGUCAGAGGAAAUACUGGUGGGACGAGCCUACCAUGUCCCAGCUUAGCAUCCACCAGAACCACCAGCUCAGGUGGGUUCGGGCUAAUCACUUGAUUUAUGAUUACUGUACUGACACUGCCCGCUUCCCUACUACCCCUGCUGAAUGUGUUCACCAUCGCCACCACUUCAGCCACACCUAGUGGUUGUCGAUGACUAGAUGAUGAUUUGGGUCUGCUAGAUCAUAAGGACUUGAUCAAUCACUUUCUGUAAAAAAGAAGGCCAAGUAAAACAAGAAACAUAAAAACAUCAAAAUGCCUUCAUUGUUUAAUAAUCAUGUAUAAAAUGGUUUUUAUUUGCUUUAA
This is a messenger RNA of Spinacia oleracea (spinach), 1177 nucleotides long. Its product is annotated as xyloglucan endotransglucosylase protein 6. The record is from RefSeq and is a predicted model, not a curated record. NCBI's taxonomy places the organism in Eukaryota, Viridiplantae, Streptophyta, Magnoliopsida, Caryophyllales, Amaranthaceae. The transcript has 4 exons. The coding region runs from base 104 to 1015 and encodes 303 amino acids. Gene Ontology annotation, biological process: cell wall biogenesis; xyloglucan metabolic process. Gene Ontology annotation, cellular component: cell wall; apoplast. Gene Ontology annotation, molecular function: xyloglucan:xyloglucosyl transferase activity; hydrolase activity, hydrolyzing O-glycosyl compounds.